UAACAGCGCUUUUAGUCAGAUUGGCAUGUCUGAGCCGCGCGUCCCUUGCAAAAAGAAUUCCUGUACAGAAAACCGGGCUGUUUGUGCUAAAAAAAACACAGUAUAAAGUGCGUAAUAAACGUUUAGUCCACUGAAAAAGUGUUCGGUUAGUGUUGCGCGAGUAUCAGUUAUAGUGUUAAACGUGUUUUUAUGUGCACUGUACAAGUCUAGCUUUGCUUUUCGCUUCCUUUUUCUGUUCAUUUUCUUCUGCACCAAGCGAAAGUUGCAGCCGCCGCCGUCGCCGACGCUCACACCGCCCACAAGCUCACAAUUUUUUCAUCGCAGCUGCAUUGUAAUUAAUUUAAUGCUAAAUGUAUAAUGUCGCUGGAUGGCGCACAAUUAAACUAUGUAAAUGCCGCUGGCACUACAGUCGCAUACACCGCGAAAGGACGUAAUUUCAAUGUGGGCUCCUUUUUGGGCUGCGAUUUGGUGCUGCCCGAUGCCGAGCGCAUUCACUGCGAGAUACAAUGCGACGCCUUUGGCAGGGUGGUUAUCUACAAUCACUCUAGCAACGAGCCAAUCCUGCUUAACGAUCAGAUUGUCCAGGGGAAGACCAAGCGUCCACUGCUGCAUGGCGCCCGCAUUCAAAUACUGAAUGAAUCGUACACCUGGCAUUUUCCCAAAAGUGAAGAGGCUAACACACCGGAUCGACCGGCACCGGAACAGGCGCCAAAUUCAUCGCCCAGUUUGAAAGCACACCGACAGCGUCGUCAAUUCGACAAUCGCCUCACCGUCCACAACUUUCGAUAUGCAAUAAAUUCGGACGAUGAGGGCAACACAUCCAUUGAAUCGCGCGAACUGGAGCUUAGCACAAGCAGCAAUGCAGCAGAGCCUUCAGUUGUGGCAGAGCCGGAACGCUGUAUAACACCACCAGCCAAAGAAGGGGAUGAUACGAUGCCCAAAGUGAAUCUGCUGGAGGCGACACAGAAUAAGGAGAACACCAGCACGCCCUGCAAUAAGUUAAUGUUACAGUUGUGUGCCCGGUCGGAUGUGGUAGUCACAUCGUUUUCACCACGCGAAACGGGCGUCAGGAUUGAAAAGUCCUUUACGCGCAUCAUGAAACCCAGCACAGCAAUCGGACUGCUGUCGGCGGCGACAACGCCAAAAAGCGUCUAUAAUACACCGAAGAGUGUGCUCUCCGAGCAGAACGAUGAUAGCUGCAGUCGCGAUCUAAUGGAGUUCAGCACGCCGUCCACGUCGAAGAAGGCUCUGACUGGCAAACGUCCAUCAUCCAUGUUUCUAAUUGAUUUGACAACGCCGCAACGGUUGCGGCCCACAUUGGCCGUAACGCCCAAACAUACGCCCGGCAGUACUGGUAUUAUCAGUGUCGACUCCACCGAUGAAUCCUCUGAUGCUUCGCCGCUGGUCAUAGAUAUAACCAACUCAUCCACGCCUUCAUCAUCAAAACAACAGCCACGUCUUUUGGCUAAAACGCCCAAGGAGAAGUUGCUGGCGGCCGGCUCCACGCCGAAGCGUACGCCGCAAUCUCUGAUGAAACGUGCACUGAUCACCAGCGCUAAGAAGCAAGUGCCCACAACUAACAGCAAAUGCACCACGCCGGCGGCAAUGCCUGCCAGGCAGUCGCUGCUCGAGGCACGUCGUCAGUGCCUGACCGCGCCACGACGCCUACCCUUCCACCCGCAGCCGCAAUGGCGCACAGUGGGCCGUCGUCAGCAGUCCGGAGUGCCCGCUAAAGCACCGAUGACAUCGCCACGCAAACGCCAGUCAGUAUGCUUAAGCAGUCCGCGCGACAACAAAAUCUCGCAGGUGCGCAAAACGCUGGCCGCCGCCGCCAAGCUAAGUCCCGGCAUGGGUAUGAGCAACAAGCUGGUGGCCAGAGCACGUCGUGCUCUCAACUCGCCCAAGCAAAAUACACCGCAGCGCAUUGCCUCGCCCAAAGUUGAUACCGCACAGACAAUGGGAGCACCAGACCAAGCAGACAAUGAAACCUUUACAACAGAUCUUGAACUAAAUUCUUCGGCUGUGCUGAGUCACACGUUUACCAUAGAUGAUAAUGUCGCAAAUGUGGAGCAGCCCAUGGAAGCAGCAGCUUUGGAGGCAGUGGCUGCUUUAAUAAACGAUGAAGAUAAUGGAAAGCCUUGCCUAGUUGGUUUGCUGGACAGCAGUGUGGAUAACAGCAAACAGCUAGAUGCAUCUCUUAAUGAACGUCAAAGUAAUGGCAAUGCUGCACGAUUGGAGCUUAAUGAGAGCAGCAAAGAAAUAGUGUCUGUAGCAGGCACCAAAGAUACUGAAAUUUCCAGAACAAACAGCGAAAACAAUGAGCCCGCGAAUAAAACCCAUGAUGAAACGGAAAAUCAUGCAAUAGACAGAACCAUUGAUGCGAAUGUUUCCCAGGAUUUGCCUGCUGAUAUUUUUGUUGAAAACAAAAAUAACGAACCCCUAAAGACAGGUGUGGGACAUUCGACAACAGUUGAGCCUACAAAUGAGAGUUUAAUUCAUGAAGAGAAUCUUCAACCCACCGGUGUUGAGAAAAAAGUUACCAGCCAUGAUAAAUCUAUUAGAUCACAAGAAACAGACCAGGAAUUGGUUGAGGAUCCACACCCUGUAAGCGUGUGCAAUGUGACAACAGUUGAUGUUAUUGACGAUAGCAUCUGCGAGGAGGUCGCCACAACAACAACAUAUCAAGAAGUUGAGGAUGGUAAUACAGACCUGCAUCUAGCAGAGGACGCCAUUUGCGAGGAGGUGCCCACCAGCGAGGAGAAUGCUGCCCAAGAUAAUGAUCCGCCAGAGGAAGGUGCGGAACAGAUUGCAACGUCAGGAAAAACACCAAGACGCAGCAUGCGACGCCUUUCAGUGGAACAGAGUGCAGUUGGCUUAACGACCAGACGCAGCGUUCGCCGCGCCUCCAUGGAAGCCAGCAACAAGCUGCAGCAGUGCAGCAAGCCCACACGUCGUGCCUCGUGCUCUGCUAGUCUGGAAAAUCAAGUAAACGUCAUGGCGUCCGCCACGCCCAAACGUAAGAGGCGCCUUACGGAGGAGCUGUCUACGCCAGCUCGCAAGUCGCUACGCCUCCCAACCCAUACACCGAAGCCAGCAGCGGAAGUGGAUGAAUCAGUGGGUGACAUGGGCGUCAUAGUAGAAGAGGAGGAUGCACUACAGAUAGAAGCUGAUAAAUUGCCGGCAGAUGAAGAUUACGGCAAUGAAGUGACAGCUGAUGCAGAUGAACCAGAUAAAAUUGACUAUGGCAUGCGGGAACUGUUGAAGACGCCCAAAAACUGCAGCACACCGCGUUUCAAGGGACUCCGCGAAAUGAUGCGCACACCCAAGGUGCCCAAUUCUCCCAUACUGGGCAACAUUGAGGAGCUACUGGAAGCUGAUUCAAAUGAUGCAACUGGCACGCCCAAACGUCAACAAACUGUAAAUCGUAUUACAUUGCAGCUGACACAUUCUGAAGCGCCGGGCGAUGCACAGGACUUGUAUUUCAAGACGCCACGUGGCAAGAAUUUAAUGAUACCAAAUGAGCCCGCCAGCGCUGUGCUGAAUACGUGUGAGAAUUCGCUAGCCACCACAACUGAAUACGAUUUGAAUGCAACAAAUACUACGUUACACUUGGAUAAAAUCUUUGAUGAUGUGCUAACUGCCGAAGCAACGAAUCCCGUCAUCACUGUUGAGGAAUCGGAGGCCGAGAUAAACGUGACUGCUGUUAGCGUAGCCAAUACUACCGCUCCGGAUCCGUUGUCCACAUCUAUAGCAAGAGCCGAGUCUGUGGAACCGAGUGACACUAUGAACUCCGAGGCGCUGAUGUCAAUUGCUAACAUUGAUGCCAGCAAUCGGGAUCCUUUAACAAGCACCGCAUUUAAGCCUGGCGCUGGUGGGGAACUUCAAAUGAGUGCGCUGAUCGAUGAGCGUUAUUCGGAAAUUGCCAAAUCUUCGGAAAUUUGCGAAGUAAGCGGCAUACAACUACUCGAUCAAACAUCGGAUUCCAUGUUCUCUGAGCAAUUAAUUGUUUCCGGCGUGGACUCGCGCGAUGUGACAUUGGAGGAAACAAAAGCCACGGGUCGUGUAAAAUUGCGAACGCCCAGGAAAGAGCGGCUGGAAGAAAGUUUUGAUACGGAUUCGAUGGUGGGUCUGACUGAGCCUCUAGUACUUAGCGACGAUGAGGAUGUGGUGGAAGUUGUACCAGAUGGCAAUGAGCAAUUAGAGAAGCCAAAUGCCAACAAAUCUGUCGUUCAAGUAGAAAAAACUCAACUUGAACAGGAGCAUUCUCAUCAUGUAACUAUCCAAGAACCGGAACAAGAUAAAAGCGAUUUUGAUAUACCCGAGAGCUCAUCGGUCAAGGAGCAAGACUGCAUUGAAAAUAAAUCAACUAUCUUAGAAAAUUCUCAGAAGAACGGCCAGCAAUCUACAGUCUCAAUUGUCGAAGAAUUAUCCGUUCAACUUGAAGUAUCAAAUCAAACCGUAUCCGAGAUUGAUCUGGAGGCAACGAACAUAGACGAAACGUUAUCUCAGAUUGAUAUCAAAAGAAAAUCUACAAUUUAUACCAUUAAUGUUAGCCAGGGUGAACUUGAUACAAGCUUAGAAGAAUCUUUAGAACACAAUCUAAGCAAAGUACAGGAAGAGUCCACAAAUGAAUUGAACGCUUCAAACGCAGCUGAAGAAUCGUUGCGCCAAAAUACAACUGAAGCUCCAGACGUGUGCGAAGAUGAGUCCAUAAUAGAUCUGGAUGUUGGGGAAUUGAAUACAUCAACAGUUAAUGACAAAAAUAAAGAUGUGCAGUUCAAUAAAUCUCAAGAUAUUCAGCAUCUAGAAAAAGAACUGGAAGCCGUCGAUACAUCUGUCGAAGACAUAUCGAUUGCCACAAAUGAAAAAGAAGUUCUGGAAAGUGAACUCUCCAGCAAAGAAAAGGGCGAGUUUCAAAAAGAGAGAAGUCCGGAGCUUCAAUCGAAUGUAUCCAAAGAAUCCCUUGAAAAUAAUUUGGCAAAUGAUACAAAUGAAGCCAAAAUACCUGGGACACUUGAAGCCACAAAUGCGCAUGACUCUAUUCUGGAAGCAGCGACAGCUCAGCGUGAAAUUAUGGAGUCCAAAGAAACCGCAUUAAGUACCACAAGCGCAUCUAGGGAAACUGCUGAUGCACAUGCUGAGGAAAUUACAAAAACACCUGCUGAUGGGAACGCAAUUGUUAAAAAUGUAACGAUUACAGUCGAUCUAGAAGAGUCCGUAAUUGAAUUGGAUGCCUCUGUACUAGAAGAAGCAGACAUUCUAAUUGAACAGUUAGAGGAGCAAAUUCCAGAGAUUGUAAUAACAUCGCCCAGUGAAAUACUAGAUUCAGAUGAAGCUGAGGUGGAAACUAUCCAACUUAAUGAGUUGUUGAUUGAAAUCAGUGCCUCAACGGUGGCUGAAAUUGAACCAAAAGGCGAGGCCACCUCCAUCGAAGAUGAGCCGAAAGUGGAGAUUAAUGACUCAGCAGCCAAAUCAGUUUAUCAAGCAGAUGUCCAAGAACCUAACCCAGGAUCUGCCGAAGAGUUGUUAAACCAAUUGAAUCCCACCGAUCAACGUGAAGCGCUACUUGCUUUUGAAGCAUGCAGCGAAUCUGACAAUGAGGAAAAGAAGGCACAAAUACAACCGCACGAGAGGAAAACUGUCGAAUCUGAAAUGCUCUCUGAGGAAUCUACUUCUCUAGCUAUCCUUGAAAGCAGUAUAACCAAUAAGAAUGAGUCGAUAGUUCAGCUUGAUGAUGAAAACAAAAAUAAAUUUAAUGCAGCGUUUGAUGAUAUUCUGCCCAGAUAUUCCGAAGAAUCCUCAGCGGACACGAACGAAGCUCCUGCUAUUGAGGCUUCUGCGAAUGUAAAUGCGCCACUGAUUAAACCAGAUGCAUCUGUUGUAGGCGAAGGCGAUAAGAAUGAGCAAAAUGUCAAUGAACAGGUUAGCGAAACAAGCGAAAAAUCAAUUGAUGAGGAAGUCACAAAUGUAGAUGAGUCCCUCAUCGAAUUAAAUGCUUCAGUUUUAGCAGAAACUGAUAAGACUUUGGAUGAACCCCAAGCACAAGCACCGGCUCCAUCUGAAGUCGCGAAUGUUGAUGAGUCGUUGAUAGAACAGAACACAUCAGUUGUGGGAGAAACGGCUAAUGUAAGCAAACAACUUGGUGAAACUCCUGAAAUGAUGGAAGCAACUGCUGAAAAAGCUUCGACUGAGGCUACGGACGCACAUGAAAUGCAAGUCACUGAUGAAGCUUUCGAUGAGUCUGUUGUUGAAUUGGAUGCUUCAGUUGUAACAGCAAAUGAAAUUCCAUGUUCAUCUACAGAAAAAGCAUCGGUGGAAGUUACGUACAAAGAUGCCUUGCUUACAUUGAAUGCUAAGAUGAAAGGACGGGAAUCUCUUGAAGUACCCAUAAACGAAAACCAGACAGAAGAAGAAAAUAUGACCAAUGACAAACAAGAUGAGCCGAUAGAGAAAAUUCCACCUAUUAUAGAAGAAACGGAGGAUAUUGUUUUAGAUGCUUCAACAGCAAAUGCGUCAGAACUUGAGAAACCUGAUGAAGUCUCGGAAGAUAUAAAAUCCGAUCAUGAAACGUCAGCUCACUACAAAACAAUCGAUUUAGAUGCUACAUGCGAAGCUCAAGCUGACAUUAUUGAAGUAAAUGAAAACCUACUGGCAAAAUCAAGCCCUGUUCCAGAAUCAUCAGUACAGGCUGAAGAGUCAAAUACAAACUUAGAUGACACGGCUGAUAAUGUAGCAGAGAAGGACACCGAAGAAGAAAAACCAAAUCCCGUCGCAGAGUCUACAGAACUACAAGUUGACGCUUCAAUUUCCAUUUUGAAUGAACCCGCCUCAAGUGUAAUCAAAGCGGAUGAAAAUGAGAAAGUUGAAGCUGCGCCUGACGAAGAACUUGGAGUUCAAGGUAAAAGUAGUCAAGCUCAGUCAGAGCAAAAUGCAGUAGCCGAAAAUAAUCUAAAGAAGUCCAUGAUUGCCAAGGAAGAGUCUUCUGAAGAACCAGAAAAAGCUGGGAAUAAGCCCGAAUCUGUAGCAGAAAAUCCAAUUGAAGAAAGCGCUGAUCAGUCGGAGCUAAAUGUAAUAGCUGCAAGUGAUCUGAAGAAGCCCACGAUUGCCGAGGAAGAGUCUUCUGAAGAACCAGAAAUAUUUGAGACAGUCAUUGCUUUGGAUGUCAGCUCCGCGGUUGGGAAGGAUCCUGAAUGUGUAGCAGAUAAUCCAAUUGAAGAAAGCACUGAUCAGUCGGAGCUAAAUGUAAUAGCUGCAAGUGAUCAGAAGAAGCCCACGAUUGCCGAGGAAGAGUCUUCUGAAGAACCAGAAAUAGUUGAGACAGUCCUUAAUUUGGAUGUCAGCUCUACAGCUGGGAAUAAUCCCGAAUCUGUAGCAGAUAAUCCAAUUGAAGAAAGCACUGAUCAGUCGGAGCUAAAUGUAAUAGCUGCAAGUGAUCAAAAGAAGCCCACGAUUGCCGAGGAAGAGUCUUCUGAAGAACCAGAAAUAGUUGAGACAGUCAUUAAUUUGGAGAAUGAUCCCGAAUCUGUAGCAGAUAAUCCAAUUGAACAAAGCUUAGCAAUGGAUAAAGAAGAGCAGUCGAAAGAUUUAUUGACUGGCGUUGAAGAACUUUUAUGUAAAGAAGAAUUGGCUGGACAGCAUGAUAAAGGAGUUGAUAAAAUUGCAGAACAACCGAAUAUUGCACAGGAAACUGAAACUGAUCAAUCCGAAGAAGCGGAAGAUAUUGUUGCAAUGGAAGCAGCAGAAGAGAUCAAUUUAAGCUCGUCUCAAGUGGAAAGCCUAGACAAACAAGAUGAGGAUGAGGUGGAGAUUACUGAAAAGUUGCCUGCAGAAGAGUUACCUGUUGAAAACGAGGCAGUAAUUGAAUUGGAUGAUUCCACAGUUGACUCCAGCUCUGUAGCUGCGACUGUGAUUGAAUUAGAUGACUCUACUACAGCAGACUCCAACUCUGUUGCUGAUGCAACAGUUAUUGCACGUUUUGAUGAAGCGGUAAUUGAACUGAAUGAUUCCUCUACGGACACCAACUCUGCGCUGGAUAAACGAAGUGAGGACACAAAAGCUGAAUCUCCUCUUGAAUCACCGCCAAUGCAAGUCCCAAUCGAAUUGCCUGAAUAUAGCAGUUCGAUUUCUAAUAUAGAAAAUGCCGAUGCAGUAUCGAAUGACAACUUGAAUCAAGUAACAGUUGAUGAACAAGUAGGCGACGGGUCCGAACGACAGGCAGUCUCUGAACAAGUUCGAAUGGAGGCAGUAGCUACUGAAGCCCAGAAAGUAAACGUAACUGAAAAUUUGGAGAACAAAAUGGAGGAAGAGCCAAAGAAAGUGCGACGUGGCCGCAGGCCAUCAAUUCUUGUGGAAACCGAAGCUGCACCUUCCGAACCGAAGUCUACCAAACGUGGCAACAGAAACGCAACACCUACUGUGAAGGAAGACAGUUCCAAGCUAAGCGGACGCUUAUCAACAGAUAUGUUUGCCGAAAUUCAAGAUCAAGAAAUAAUUGAAAAAGAAGAAGUGCAGCAAGAUGAGGAUGUCGUGGACGAUGUUGUGAGUGUGACGAAUGUGAAAUGUGAUGAUAAAGCGAUGGAAAAGCCCAAGCGACAUAGACGCAAAUCUAUGGCGAAGGUUGCGGAAAAUGAAGAACAAGUGGAGAAAAUGCCUACGACUGAACAGGAAAAGCCUAAGCGGCGUGGCAAAAAACUUGCCGCUGAAAAUGUUGAUACCCAAGUAGAAGGGAAAACGGACGACAGGACUAAAAGGUGUGGACGUAAAUCUGCGUUGGAGACGGAAGAAAGGCAAGAAUCCGCUGAAAAGCAGGAAGCUGAAAAGAUCGCAGAAGGAAUCGAAAUCAGUACAGAGAAUAAGUCUGAUGAGACAAGCGAUUUAAGCAAAACGACACGGCAGGAAAGAAGAUCAACAGUUGAUGUCGAAGUCGAAAAGAAUGUAAAAGCCACAAUCGCAGAAGAAGCCGUUAAGCAUAAUCCCAAACGCCGUGGUAGAAAACCAACAGUGGAUAUUGGAACAGUUGAGAAGGAAGUUGAAGUGACGAUCGCAGCAGGAGUUGUCACACAGGGAGAGAUGUCCGCCGAAGCGAGCGAUCUAAUCAAAACAAAACGUCGAGGGAGAAAAGCAGCGGCGGAGGCAGUUGAAACGGAAUCCCCUGCAGAGCAGAAAGUGGUAGCUAUAGAAGCAGAAAGUGAAACGCAUGAAGAGAAGUCCGAUGAAGCAAACAACCUGCUCAAAACCAAACGUCGAGGAAGAAAAGCUACAGAAUCCUCUGCAGAGCAGAAAGUGGAAGAAGCUAUUGGAGGAGAAAGUGAAAUGCAUGAAGAGAAGUCGGAGGAUGUAAACAAUCUGCCCAAACCCAAACGUCGAGGAAGAAAAGCUACAGUUGAGGCAGUUGAAACGGAAUCCCCUGUAGAGAAGAAAGUGGAAGAAGCUAUUGGCGGAGAAACUGAAACGCAUGAAGAGAAGUCCGAAGAACCAAACAAUCUGCCCAAAACAAAACGUCGUGUAAGAAAAGCUACAGUUGAGGGUAAUGAAACUAAGGAGCAAGAGGAGAAGAUGAAAGAAGUGCUUGUGGAAAAAACAACAGAUAAGCCGGAUAAGCCGAGGACGAGACGCGGUCGAAAACCGACAGCGGUUGAAGAUGAAGCGCCAGAAGUCGUGACAUCCGUAAAGCCCAUUGAGGAGCCAAUCAAGGAGAAGCCCAAACGACGCGUUCGCAAGGCAUCAUUAGAGGUGACAGAAACAACCGAAACAGCGGAGCUGCCAGAGCGCAAACCCACGCGUCAUGUACGCAAAGCUUCAGCGGAAACUGUGGAGCAACAAGCAGCAUCCAAAGAGCAUCUUGCUAUAAUUGAAGAAGCAGCCGACCCGGUGUUAAAGAGCGUGCGUUUGGACGAUCCAGUCAAAAAGCGUGGUCGACGCCCAUCUAUCUCUGUGGAAUCUGUGCAGCCAGCAACGCUAGCCCAGGAGCUGGUCGUGGCAUCCGGUUCACGGGAGAAAAGUGCAACGCGACGCGGACGUAAAGCCACAGCCGAUACGGAUGCGCUAGCUGAGACGGCCGAACUUAAGCCAAAGCGACGCGGUCGUAAGGCAUCGGACGACGGAAUGCAAUCGGAUGAAACGACGCAGGAGCCAGCAGAGAAACAAGCUAGGCGUGGUCGCAAGCCCAGCGCUGACGUAGAGCACAAAGCUGCCGCAGAAGCAGAGCCACCAGUUGAAAAGAAACACCAACGACGCGGUCACAAACCUUCAGUUCAUAUGGAAACCUCAGUGGAGGAGCCGCCGCAGGCAAAGAAGGCAACCGCGCGUCGUGGACGCAAAGCUUCUUUGUCCACACCGGUUGAUGAUCUGGAACAGCAUCUCGAUUUGCAGAAUUUGCACGCGCAGCUGCCGGAACCAGCCAUAGUUGUUGUUGCUGCAUCGCCGAAAACACAGCUGCCAAGCUCAGAGGAUGAGCUAACGCCGCGACGUCGCGAAGGACGGAAUUUACCGCGCAAGAACUAUGACGAAACAUCAGAUGAGGAUAAGUUAGGCUCGUCUCGCCGAGUGCGUAAACCUGUAGCCAGCAAGACGACCGCAACUACAGCUGCCAAAUCACCGGGUGCAGGGACAUCGCCCAUACCAAAGCCCAACACGCCGUUGCCCACCAAGCAAAAUACAAUUGCGGAAUCGACUGUGGAGCCUGUGGCACCACACACGCCCACUGGACAGACCAUUGUACUGCCAGAUCAAACAAGUUCACAGCGACGUGAGGGACGCAAUGUGCCGCGCAAGAAUUACAAUGAAACGUCCGACGACGAGAAGCCGGCCACAUCGCGGGGACGUCGUGUCCGUCAGCCGACAGCCAAGGCACUGGAGCUUUUGGUGGAUACAGCUACGCAUCGUUCUGCUACGCCCAAGCGGCGCAAGGGCAAGGCUGCCGCUGAAGACGAAGCCGAACAGCCGCCAGAGAAAAAGGUCGCAGCAGAUGAGGCCAUGCCUGUGGUAACUAAACCGCGUGGCGGUGCGCGACGCAAGGCACCUGAAGAGCAAGUUGAGGCCGAAGUUAUAGCCGCAGCGCCGACAGCAGCAGCCAAACGCGUUGCACGCAGUCGCAAGGAGAGUGCCACCAGUCAACAGGAAGAGGCCGAUGUGGAUGAUGCGGAGCCUAAGCAGACGCCAGCGAAGCGCACUGCACGCGGCGCUUCGAACGCACGCAAAGCCAAAGCAGCUGAGGCGGAGGCAGACGAUCAGCCGGCUACCAAAAAAGCCCGAGGCGGUGCACGCGCCAAGACGCCAGUCGUUGUGGCGGAGCCAACUAAGGCCAACGAUGUGGAGAUCGAUUCAGCGGAAAUGCCGGCCACCAAGCGAGCACCGGUUGCACGUGGACGUGCUGCACGCACCACCAAGGCCGUCCAGGAAGUCGCAGAUGCGUCGGAGACGCCGGCACCCACACGCGCCGGACGCGGUCGCAAGGUGCACUUUGAGACGACGGAAGAGGCAACAGCCCAGCCGGAACAAUCCGAAGCGCCCAAACGUGCCACACGCUCUCGUCGUAAAUAAAUCAACAUAUAUUUUAUAUUUUAGCAUAUUUACAAUUCCGUUUAAAGUUCAUAAGUUUUUGUUUAUUGUUUAUGCCUCCUGUGUACAAAAAAAAAAAGGUUUACAGCAUGGUAAUAUAUGUAUCUACGUAUUGUUAAUUUUUAAGUUUAAAAAUUCCGGAAACAGAUGAGAGAGGCGGAGCGAGAGCUGUACGUUUAAGAUAAAAGACACUCGCUCGCUCAAGCAUACAUAUAUGAGUUAUAAUAAUACAUAACAGAAUGCAUAUGAAUACAUAUAUAUAUAUAUAAAUAUAGAUAUACACAAAUAACUUACCUUGUAAGAAUUCUCAGAAAGAUCAAAUACCUAAUAAAGAAAUUAAAAAAAAAA
Molecule: messenger RNA, 11907 nt
Organism: Drosophila virilis
Lineage: Eukaryota; Metazoa; Arthropoda; Insecta; Diptera; Drosophilidae
Product: microtubule-associated protein futsch
Molecular function (GO): protein binding
Source: RefSeq, a predicted model, not a curated record